CAAAAUUAGAUCAAUUCAAAAACCCUUAACCAAAGUCUUUCUUUUCCCCUUUCUUCUUCUUCUUCUUCUUCUUCACCGUCCUCCUCCUCCUCCCCCAUUCCCCUGAUUUCCACAUACCCCUUCUUCUCUCUCUCUAUAUCUAUAUGUAACAACUUAUAUCUAUACACACAUACCCAGAUUGAAAACUUGUUACUGUUCAUGUCAAACAAGAUGAACAGUGGGGUUAAGGUUUCCAUCCCAAACAACGUUAGAAAGACGAUCCAGAACAUCAAGGAGAUCACUGGUAGUCACAGUGAAGAUGAGAUAUAUGCAAUGCUUAAAGAUUGUUCUAUGGAUCCAAACGAGACUGCCCAGAAGCUUUUAUUGCAAGAUCCGUUUCAUGAAGUAAGGAGGAAGCGUGACCGCAAGAAAGAGCCGAAUGUUGUUAAGGAAUCUACGGAGACUAGGUGGAAACCUGGGAUGCAGGGUCGGGGAAGCAGGGGUGGUAGGGGGAACUACUCGUCUCGCCACAAUUCUCAUGAUGCAGGCAGUAACAAGAAUGCUCCAUCUGGAAAAGAAAGUGAGAUCAAUCAUGUUGCAGAUGAUGGUGUAAUUCUGCCUGCACCUCAGGAUAAGAAGAGUAAAGAAAUAACCGUGGUUCCAAGUUCUUGCAUAGUUGCUGAGAAAAGUAGUACCAUACCAGCAAGUGGUAUCAAUGAAUCUGAAGUCAAAAUCUUGACAGCUGCUUUGGGAGAUUUGUCUGCUUCGGAUUCUGUUCUUAUGCCAUCACAGGAUUCCCAACUUCCUGUUGGUACAAUUAGCCUUGAAGUUGGAAGUCAACAAACUCCUCUCGAAAAAGUCAACGAGGAUUUCGUCGAGAUUGAAAGCAAAACUGCCUCUGUACUGGAUGUCGGGAGCUCCUUCAUGCAAGGAAAGAUGUUUCAAGGAGACGGGCCUCAUAACAGGCCACAUCAAGUGAUUGGGCUUCAUAAGGUCGCUCCUGCUAAGGAAUGGAAACCAAAACCGACAAAUCCUAUUCCUGCUCAAGCACUUGUGACGGAGGUGCCAGCUAUUCCCGUUUCCGUUCCCGUUGAAGCUCCUCCGUCAUCAAUGACAGAAUCCGGUAUUCCAGAGUCAAAGGAAUCACGCAUUCCAGACGGUCAACAAGUUAUUAUUCCAAACCACCUUCAUGUUCCCGAAGCUGAGAAACUAGGGUUCUGCUUUGGAAGCUUUGAUGCUUCUUUUGGGCUUAAUUCAAACACCUUAAGCGGGCCUGGUGGGCCUGGCCCUAUGAUUGACGAGAAUCGAUCUAUUUCCGAGGCUUCUGAGGAGACCACUGAACAUAUAGAGGAACAGACUAACAGGGAUCAAGAUGUGUUGGCGACUGCUGAUGAUGGAGAUAAUCUUGACCGUCCACCAUCCUCUGAUGAUGUACCUGAAAAUGUGUCACCUGAAGGUGAUGUGUCAUCUAACGUGGGCCCUGAGCACGCCGAAUCCAAGCAAGAGACUUCACUCCCGGUGCCAGGUCAUCAAUAUCCGGUGGUUCAUCCUUCUUCGAACAUAAGUUUUGGCUUCAUCCCACCAAUCAUUGGCAACCACCUGCCACCUUUUGAAAGCAACGAGUCUCAACCUCGUGAUGCUUCUCGUGUCCCAACCUUUGUUGUUCCACAACCGUUUGACCCGGUAGGCUAUUAUCCACAAUUUUAUCGUUCUGGCGGUGAUAGUGACGGGCGCAUAUCACCUUUCCACACACCCAAGUACAACGGAAACGUCCCAGUUUUAUCUCAACAGACUUCUCAAUCCACUCAAGAGGUUGGGAACGCUUUAAUGUUGUCUGGUGCGGGUCCUACACCACUAGCCUCACAACCCGGUGGGGUAAUGCUGAGCUCCAUAGCGGUGACUCAGCAACCACUGCCGGUGUUCAGGCAGCCACCUGGGUUACAUUUACCGCAUUACCCUCCAAAUUAUAUCCCAUACGGCCCGUAUUUCUUCCCACAUUACCUUCCUCCACCCGCCAUUCAUCAAUUUUUGAGCAACGGAGCGUUCCCUCAACAACCUCCAGCUGGCGGUAUGCAUCCGGCUCCGCCAGUGUCAACUCCGAAAUAUCCACUUCAGCAAUACAAGCCUGGAAGUAAUGGCUCUAACCCUGGAACGUAUGGUCCGUAUGGCUCCAACCCAGCGGGUUAUAAUUUGAACUCGGCUGUGACAGCUGGGAAUUCAACUUCUAAUGAAGACCUUGGUGGGUCCCAGUUCAAGGAAAAUAAUGUGUAUGCAACAGGGCAGCAGAGUGAAGGUUCGGGUGUAUGGAUAGCUGCACCUGGUAGAGACAUAUCUGGUAUGCAAGCAAAUUCUUUCUAUAAUCUUCCACAAGGCGGUCAAGUUGCAUAUACACCGACACAGGCUGCACACGCCACUUUCGCUAGUAUUUAUCAACCAGUCACCACCACACCCAUUCACCCACUUCUCCAACAACCUCAGACAAUGGCUGGCGGUGUUGACAUGGUGGGACCCGCGUCUACAGUCUAUCAGCAGCCACCGCAGCCCCCUCAAAUCAACUGGCCUAACAACUACUGAAAAAACAGUCCAAUCGUUUAGUUUUUAAAACCAGCAAAAACUAGAGACACAAAACCCGGAUAUGGAUUUGUUUUUUUCUCGCCGGUUCCAGCAGUAGAUUUGGAAAAUGGUAGAAAAAUCAUGAGAAAGAUAAAGUUGGUGGAGUUGAGUGUAAAGCAUUUUAUAGGAGCCCGUUUUCAAGUUAGUUGAGCCCCCGUUUCUCCCCUCGAGAGUUGUGUAAGCGUUGCGUAUUCGUAUUAGAACCACCAUGAGAGUUGACUAUCUUGAUUCUUGUCUCUUUUAACUUUUUGUUUUGGUUUGAAAUUUGAGGUUUUAUAGGUGGUAUAAUUGGGGUUUUAGAGGGUUUUCUUAUUUUGUAAAGUGAUUUUGGAUAUAGCAAGAAUGUACUUGAACUGUUGUAAUUGGUAUUUGGUAUAAGCAAAAGCAGCAUUCAUAAUUGUUUCAA
Molecule: messenger RNA, 2998 nt
Organism: Helianthus annuus (common sunflower)
Lineage: Eukaryota; Viridiplantae; Streptophyta; Magnoliopsida; Asterales; Asteraceae
Product: GBF-interacting protein 1-like
Exons: 11
Coding region: 199-2553 (784 amino acids)
Source: RefSeq, a predicted model, not a curated record